This is a messenger RNA of Tetranychus urticae (two-spotted spider mite), 1380 nucleotides long. RefSeq names its product Succinyl-coenzyme A synthetase alpha subunit 1 (gene Scsalpha1). Gene Ontology annotation, biological process: tricarboxylic acid cycle. Gene Ontology annotation, cellular component: succinate-CoA ligase complex (ADP-forming); mitochondrion. Gene Ontology annotation, molecular function: succinate-CoA ligase (ADP-forming) activity; succinate-CoA ligase (GDP-forming) activity. Lineage: Eukaryota; Metazoa; Arthropoda; Arachnida; Trombidiformes; Tetranychidae. The record is from RefSeq and is a predicted model, not a curated record.
CUUGUUAAAGGUUGAGUUGAUUUUUCUCCUUAGGACUCAAUAUUUUUCUUUCAUUAUUUUUUAUUUUGUUUGUUCAUAAAUAUUCUUGAAUUUUAUUUAGCAUAUCUAUUGUAAUUAAUUAUGGCAGCAUCCACCCUUAAAGCUGUGAAAUUUGCACCAGCUCUAACUCGAAGUUUUAAUUUGGACGCUCUGAAAAAAGCCUAUGAUCAAACAAGGCCAGCUUUAAAAAUUGGUAGUCAUACUAAGGUUAUUUGUCAAGGUUUCACUGGAAAACAAGGUACCUUCCACAGCAAGCAAGCGAUUGAAUAUGGUACCAAGGUUGUUGGUGGUGUUUCACCAGGAAAAGGUGGUCAAACUCAUCUCGACCUUCCAGUGUUCAGUACAUUAACCGAGGCAAUGAAAGAAACUGGGUGUAAUGCUUCUGUUAUAUAUGUUCCUGCUCCUGGAGCUGCUAAAGCGAUCAUGGAAGCUAUCGAAGCUGAAAUCCCACUCGUAGUUUGUAUUACCGAGGGAAUUCCUCAAUUGGACAUGGUUCGCGUAAAACAUGCAUUGAUUAGGCAGAAUAAAACUAGGCUUAUUGGACCUAACUGUCCUGGUAUCAUUAAGCCCGGUGAAUGUAAAAUUGGUAUCAUGCCUGGUCAUAUCCACCAACGAGGUAAAAUCGGCAUUGUUUCUCGAUCAGGUACUCUUACAUAUGAAGCUGUUCACCAAACUACCCAAGUUGGACUUGGUCAGUCAAUUUGCAUCGGUAUCGGAGGAGAUCCAUUUAAUGGAACUGACUUUAUCGAUUGCUUGGAAGUCUUCCUUAAUGACCCUGAAACUAAAGGUAUCAUUUUGAUUGGUGAAAUUGGUGGACAAGCCGAAGAACAAGCAGCUGAGUAUUUAAAAGAACACAAUUCUGGUUCAAACUCAAAACCUGUUGUUUCAUUCAUCGCUGGUCUGACUGCUCCUCCUGGACGUCGUAUGGGUCACGCUGGGGCUAUCAUUUCAGGUGGCAAAGGUGGUGCUCAGGCUAAAAUCGAAGCUUUACAAUCAGCUGGAGUUGCUGUAACUCGAUCACCAGCUAAAAUGGGCGCUUUUAUGCUUGAAGAAAUGAAGAAGAGAGGUUUAGCAUAGAGACUAGACCAAAUAAAUCUAUCUAUCAAUGAGUGAGUUAUUAUUAAAGUUCAGAUCAAUUUCUGUUAUUGAAAAAUUCAUGAAAUGAAGAAAAUGUUUAUAAAGAAUAUAUUUGAGUAUUCAAUUGAUCUGUCUAAUGCAGAUAUUUGUGCAAAUUUAUCUUUCCCACUUGUUCGUUAAAGCAAGAUAAAAAGUGUAUUAAGGACUUUUAGUGUGAAUCAAGUCAGUUAUUUUGAAUCAUAAAAAAGAAAAUUACAAUCAUUA